Torulaspora globosa is the source of this 2430-nucleotide messenger RNA. RefSeq names its product trifunctional histidinol dehydrogenase/phosphoribosyl-AMP cyclohydrolase/phosphoribosyl-ATP diphosphatase (gene HIS4). Gene Ontology annotation, biological process: L-histidine biosynthetic process. Gene Ontology annotation, molecular function: phosphoribosyl-ATP diphosphatase activity; histidinol dehydrogenase activity; phosphoribosyl-AMP cyclohydrolase activity. The transcript has a single exon. Lineage: Eukaryota; Fungi; Ascomycota; Saccharomycetes; Saccharomycetales; Saccharomycetaceae. The coding region runs from base 1 to 2430 and encodes 809 amino acids. The record is from RefSeq and is a predicted model, not a curated record. Gene Ontology annotation, cellular component: cytoplasm.
AUGGUAUUCCCGGUUUUGCCUCUCUAUGGCAAAGAUUUCUCCAGCGCCAUAGCAGCUAAACCUUUUCUGACUUUAGCCGACCAAGCCCUUAUUGAUAGCUCAGUUUUGAAUGCCGAACAAAUCAAGAAGUUUGUCGAUGAAUUCGGCUCGGAAAUUAAGUUUAUCUCUGUUUUGUUGAAGGAUUCUUCCGCAUUUGAUGAUGAAAAGAUAGUUGAUUUGCUGAAUAACGGUGUUUCUACGUUGUUCGUCGACCAACAGAGUUACGUUGAUCAUCUUUGCCAAAACGUUGGUAUUCCAGAAGAGAGACUUAGUGUUCUAAAAGAUUCUGCGUACAAGAACAGGUUUUCUAUCAAGACAGAUUUCCGUCUGAACGACAUUGUUCCUGUUGACCAGAUUACAGUUGAUUCUUUCAGUGAAGCCGUGAUCUCUAGCAUCAAGACAGACCGUGAAGAUAAAUUGUAUACCACGUUGGUGGUGGACGCUAACGAAAGAUGCCUAGGCUUAGUGUACUCUUCUGCAGCUUCGGUGAAGGUAGCCAUUGAAAAGAAGGCCGGCGUGUACUACUCACGUUCCCGCAAUGAGAUCUGGGAAAAGGGCCUUACCUCGGGAAACACUCAAAAGCUUAUCUCCAUUCAGUUGGACUGUGACGGAGAUGCUUUGAAAUUUGUUGUUGAGCCCUGUGGUAAGACCUCAGAUUUCUGUCACUUGGAUACUGUAUCCUGUUUCGGAGAAUUCAACCAUGGCCUCGUUGAGUUGGAAAAGCUACUGAAGGAGAGGCUGGAUAACGCGCCAGAGGGAUCAUAUACCCGUAGAUUGUUUUCUGAUCCAGAGCUUUUAACUGCUAAGAUCAAGGAGGAAGCAGAGGAACUGACCGAGGCCGAAAGUAAAUCCGAAUUGGCAUGGGAGGCAGCGGAUCUUUUCUACUUCGCCAUGACUAAACUUGUAGCUAACGGGGUCAGUUUAGCAGAUGUUGAACAAAAUUUGCAGAAAAAACACUUGAAGGUCACUAGGCGGAAAGGUGACGCUAAACCAAAAUUCAUCACUCAGAAAAAAGAAGCAGAGGUUGCAAAGGCCCCUGAAGAUCAAUCUAAUGUAAAAAUUUCCCUAAACGUUCUCUCCUCAGAAAAUACCGUUGGCGUUGAGAAAGCUUUGGCGAGACCAAUCCAAAAAACCUCAGAGAUUAUGAAUCUGGUCAACCCAAUAGUCGAAAAUGUCAAAAACAAGGGGGACAAGGCACUUAUCGAAUACACAGCGAAAUUUGAUGGAGUUAAUCUGAGGAGUCCCGUUUUGAACGCUCCUUUCCCUGAGGAGUACUUCGAGGGCCUUACCGACGAAAUGAAAGAAUCUCUGGACCUGUCCAUUGAAAAUGUCCGCAAGUUUCACGCUGCUCAGUUGCAAACUGAAGUUCUAGAGGUGGAGACCCAACCGGGUGUUCUAUGCUCGAGAUUCCCUCGUCCGAUCGAGAAAGUCGGGCUUUAUAUCCCGGGUGGUACUGCUAUCUUGCCAAGUACCGCGCUAAUGUUGGGUGUCCCAGCACAGGUUGCCAACUGUAAGGAGAUUAUCUUCGCUUCCCCACCACGUAAAUCUGACGGUAAAGUUUCUCCUGAAGUCGUCUAUGUUGCCGAUAAAGUAGGUGCUUCCAAGAUCGUUUUGGCUGGUGGUGCACAGGCAGUUGCUGCCAUGGCAUACGGUACUGAAUCAGUUCCCAAGGUCGACAAGAUCCUGGGUCCAGGUAAUCAAUUUGUUACCGCUGCUAAGAUGUAUGUUCAAAAUGACACACAGGCUUUGUGUUCUAUUGACAUGCCAGCAGGCCCGAGCGAGGUCCUUGUCAUCUGUGAUGAACAAGCCGAUGUCGAUUUUGUCGCAAGUGACCUUCUAUCUCAAGCUGAACACGGCGUUGACUCACAAGUUAUCCUGCUUGGUGUCAACAUAAGCGAGGAAAAGAUCAAGCAAGUGCAGGAUGCUGUUCACGAGCAGGCCUUGAAACUUCCUAGAGUGGAGAUCGUGCGCAAGUGCAUUGCCCACAGUGCCAUCAUCAAUUGCAAGGACCACAAGGAGGCAUUCCACAUCUCCAACAAAUACGCUCCUGAGCAUUUGAUCCUUCAAAUUGCGAAUGCCCAAGAUUAUGUUAAGCUAGUCGACAACGCGGGCAGCAUAUUUGUUGGUGCCUACACUCCUGAAUCCUGCGGCGACUACUCUAGUGGUACCAACCACACUCUGCCCACUUACGGUUACGCCAGACAGUACAGCGGCGUGAAUACCACCACCUUCCAGAAGUUCAUCACCUCCCAGAUCGUUACCCCAGAGGGUCUGGAAAACAUCGGCAAGGCCGUGAUGUGUGUCGCCAAGGUUGAAGGUCUAGAUGGUCACAGGAAUGCCGUCAAGAUAAGAAUGAACAAACUAGGCUUAUUGCCUGAGGGAUUCCACUAG